Oncorhynchus tshawytscha (Chinook salmon) is the source of this 4276-nucleotide messenger RNA. RefSeq names its product RNA-binding motif, single-stranded-interacting protein 2. The coding region runs from base 109 to 1308 and encodes 399 amino acids. Lineage: Eukaryota; Metazoa; Chordata; Actinopteri; Salmoniformes; Salmonidae. The transcript has 14 exons. The record is from RefSeq and is a predicted model, not a curated record. Gene Ontology annotation, cellular component: cytosol. Gene Ontology annotation, molecular function: mRNA binding.
AGCAGCAUUGGCGGCAGCGGGACUUGCAUCGCUCCCAAGCUUCCCGAGCUGCUGACGUCAGCUGGCAGCCUGGGCUGUACUCGCAGCACUGGACAUAGAGCCGAGAAAAUGCUACUCUCCGUUCCGCCAAGGGCAGACUUCAAUCCAUACAUCGGCUAUAACAGCAGAAACAGCAAAAAGCAGUCAUAUGUGUCCUCCAGCCACCAGAUGGCACCCCCCAGUCCCAAUACCAACAGCAGCAGCAACAGCAAUGUCGGGGGAGUGGAUCAGCUGAGUAAAACUAACCUGUACAUCCGCGGUCUUCACCCCGGGACUACAGACCAGGACCUGGUUAAGCUAUGCCAGCCGUAUGGGAAGAUUGUUUCCACCAAGGCCAUCCUGGACAAAACCACCAACAAGUGCAAAGGCUAUGGCUUUGUGGACUUUGACAGUCCGACAGCGGCCCAGAAAGCAGUGACCUCCCUGAAGUCCAGUGGUGCCCAGGCUCAGAUGGCCAAGCAACAGGAGCAGGACCCCACCAACCUGUACAUCUCCAACCUGCCUGUGUCCAUGGACGAGCAGGAGCUGGAGAGCAUGCUCAAGUCCUUCGGCCAGGUCAUCUCCACACGCAUCCUCCGCGAUGCCAACGGGGUCAGCCGUGGCGUUGGCUUCGCCAGGAUGGAGUCCACAGAGAAGUGUGAAGCCAUUAUUCAACAUUUUAAUGGCAAAUUCAUUAAGACUCCACCAGGAGUUCCAGUGCCCCCUGAACCAUUAUUGUGCAAGUUUGCAGACGGGGGACAGAAAAAGAGGCAGAACCAGGGGAAGUACCUUCAGAAUGGCAGGCCCUGGGCCAGGGAUGGAGAGAUGGGAGGGAUGACGCUAGCAUAUGACCCCACAGCCUUACAGAAUGGGUUCUAUUCGUCACCCUACGGUCUGACACCAAACCGGAUGAUCGCCCAGACGUCCCUCUCUCCCUACAUGCAUUCCCCCAUCUCAUCCUUCCAGCUACAUAGUCCCUCCUGGAUGCACCACCAGUCGUACCUCAUGCAGCCUGCAGGCACAGUCCUGACUCCGACCAUGGACCAUGCUAUGUCCAUCCAGCCCACCUCCAUGAUGGGCACCAUGACCCAGCAGCUCAGCCACCUAUCCCUGGGCGGCACAGGCACGUUUAUGCCUGCCAACACAACUAUGCAGGGGACAUACAUCCCCCAGUACCAACCAGUGCCUCCCUCCAGUGUCCCUGUAGAGGAGAACGGAGGACAACAGCAACAGGUUGCUAUGGAGACACCUGCAGAACACACAAACUACUCAUACCAGCACACCAAGUGAAGCUAAGCUGGUGGUCAGGAGGCCAUGUGGCAGACUGAACCCCAGAGAGUUGCUUCGCUACAGGAGGACAGCAGAGCUCCGCACAACACCACCAAGCCUCGGACUUGUACACGGAUGACAAAAGCAACACGUGUGUGCUUUGAAAAAGAAGACAACGCUUAUUUCGUUGGGACUUUUCCUCUCUCUUCUUCAAGGAUCGAUCAACCAAAGGUGGGAGCCUUCUGCAAUGGAAGCUUUGAUGUCUGUUAAUAACUGAAAAAAGAAACAAAGUUGAACAAAGAAACAAAUUAGGAAAGGGAUAAAGAUAAAGCAUUAUUUUUGUGCAUGUAAUAUAGCAAAUUUGUAUUUUUUAAAAAGCAUUCUGGAGUUUCAGAGUGAUAUAAGGAAAAGAGUAACAACACAAUGUGUCUUUAAUUUUUGGGUAAAAUAUGCAAAAAUGUAUUUUAAUUGUUUUAUGUCUGUUUUUUGACAUUCUAUUCACAGCAGUUGGACAAUGUUUUGUACAGAUUUUAAAAAGUUAAAAAAGAAACAUAUUUAGUUGGUAUAAUAUUUCUAGUGUAGGCUACUUUUAAGAAUGGAAAAUGCGAAACACACCGUUUAAAGCUACUUCUCCCUUAAACUGAUCCAGUAAGGCUAAGUUCAGUUAACUCACUGGCAGAUGGUUACAUUAAUUAUUUAUAAAUUAUUUAAAAUAACGUCAAACUUAAACCUUAUAAAGCAUUCCCUUCAUAAACAUUCAGAAUGUGUUAUGAGCAGAGGACAAUCAUGAUCAUUCUUAUUUAUAUGUACAUCAUAGUUCUAUUUUUUGAUAUUUGGAAAUAUUCAAACAUGUCACUUGCGUAUUGUGUAGAUUUUAUUUAAUUAAAUUCUUUAUUUAACAAGUCCGGUAAAAGCCAAGCACUGGCAAUAAACCUAUUAUCACUUGUAAAAUAAUUCAUAGAAGCUAAAUUAUAUAAAAAAGUUUUAAAAAUCUGAUAUUAUUGUAAAACUAUAUUAUGAGAAAAAAUGUACUAUUGUUUUUUUGGUUAUAAUGCAAUAUGACACAUCCAAAUUUCACCUUCUAUUUAAAAAAAACUUGAGACAAAUUGGAUUGUCUGAAAGUUACAAUAUUAUUUUCAAUAUUGAAUAAAUGAUUACUAUUACUAUACUAUACAAUAACAAGGUCCUCUCUCUAUAUUCAAAGGAAAAAUAAGACAGUACAUAAAAUGCAAACUCUUUUGAAAUUAUUACCUACAUUUAUUCACUGCAAUUAUGCUUGAAUUCACAGAUAAUAUAAUAAAUAUUCUACAAAAUAGUUGACCUUGUGUGUUGGGUGUGAGAGUUCAUGUCCCAACAGUGUCCAUAAGAAGUGGUUUUAAGCGGUUUUGUUCUGGUAGCUGUUCAGAUGUCCAUAGUGAAUUUGACCUUUUGACAAAGUAGACAGACAAAUAAUUGGACAUGCCUUAGAAUUGAGCAGUUGGAUUAGUAUGAAAUAUGUGUACAAAAGAGUGCAAUUGUUUUGAUUUAAAAAGCAAAACAACGAGGGGAGUUAAAAGUAGGUCUAAAAAGAGUCCUUAAUAGCAGUCCUUUGUUGUAGAGAAAGGGAGCUGCAAGUAUUUAUCAAUGCUGCUGUUGUCUCCUGAGUUUUAAUUCCUGACAAUGAUUUGUAUUUGAGAUUUUUUUUAGAAAAAGUAAAGUAUGUUUUCUCUUCUUGGGCUUUCACUUGAACCCUUCUGAGGGAUCAUACCUUUUGUUGUUGUUCUAAAACAUAUUUUAUAUUCAUUUCUUUACAGUAAUCUAGAUUUUAUAAGUAGGGAAAGAUCUUUCCAAGAGUUUAGAUGUAAGCUUUUUUUCUUUUGUAAGAGAUUCAUAGGAGUUUUUAAAUUGUGUUUGUGCAUUUCCACAUGGUCCAUACAAACAAACAGAUGAUUUUGUGUUUCUUCAAGUUGAUUUCCGUUCCAGAGCACUGUGUUGUUCACUAUGAUAUCAUUUUUCAGGCCCGUGUGAAAUAGUUUUGAACUAAAACGCGUCCACAUCUAUCCUAGAGACACUAAAUUAAACUCAAUGACAACCAUGCCACCUUGCCCACCUUCCCAGAUCAGUCCAGUGGGGAUGUACAUGUCUAGUGUAAACACAUUCUAUUGUAUCUGUCAGAGAGAAUGAUGACGCAACCCAGAAAACACUUAACAUAAUAUGAAAGUGCCAUUAAAAACAAACUGUCCCAUAACAAACUGUCCCACAACAAACUGUCCCAUAACAAACUGUCCCAUAACAAACUGUUCCACAGAAGUUAACUUAACAUUGGAUGAAUUCAUUCUAGUUUCAACAAAGACAAACAUUUGUGAAAUUGGCAGGUUUUGUUAGGAAUUCUGACCAGUGUUUCUAAGCCUUAACUGUAACAUAUUUCAGAAGGGGAACCCUGUUUCUCCUCAUUGAUGGCUAUUCCUUUCAAUCAUGGUUGAGGGUAUGGCCAAGAAAAGAUCAUAACGAUGCCAUCAAUAUCAGAUGUUAUGUUGCCAUAAUAUUAUAAAGGGCUGAGUUUACCAUACCUUGUUAAAACCUAGUGUUACCCUAGUAAACACCCCCCCCCAUCACACUUGAUCUCGGGUUUUCGUCAUUGUUCAGGAUGGAUGACAUCAAAGUUACUGUUUCUUCUUCAUUGUGCAUCUCUGAACCUCUCUCCACCUACCAAAUGUUUUUUUUAGGAUUAUUUAUGUCUGCAACACCAAAGAUGAUGAAGCCAUCCAACUGUCAGGAAAGUCAGACUUUCUAUCUUGGAGACAAAUGCUGCUCUCGUCUCUAUUGGCAUACGUAACUAGAAUGAUGCUGUAGUAACAUCCUCUCAAAGUGGCAGUACCCUGGUAGAUGGUAAACAAGCAAUAUGUUUCACUUAAGUUCUGAAUAUGUUGAGUGUUGAAUAGAGAGUCAUAGAUAUGUGUGCUUUGGUUUAUCGACCUAUGCUCGUUUCAGUUUGGUACACCCAAAGAAA